UCGUAGGCAUGGGCAGUAUAGCCCUUCAAUUUUUAAAGAUUUAUUCUAAAUCACUAAUGGGAAAUUAAUUGUUCUGUCACUCUCUAAAAUUCAACCAGGACUCCAAUUCAAUUUAAUUUGGCAUUCUGAGAACAUAUCCAUAUUAAGUUUAUUAAGGCAGUAAGUGUGUGAAGUUAACUUUUUUAUGCAUUGCUUUUCAGAAGUAGAAGGUUUACCAAUCCUAGCUGACCAAGCAGUUUUACAAAUAAACCCUCCAGCAAGUUUAAAAAUAAUUAGGCCCAACUCAGAGGAAGUGGAGUUGCUCCUGUUGCACAAAAAAGAUGUCUAGUGGCUCCAGUGAAAUCGAUGUGAUAAGAACACGAAUACCUGUUCAUGAUGAAGAUGAUGACACUAUUCUUUAUGCAUUUGAACCAAACCCUGCACGUGUCAAGACUCAGGAAAGUGUUCUAUCUGACACACCCUACAAUGAAGAGCAAGAUAAAACAAUUCUGGACGUCUUUAAUCAUUGCCAGGCUAUCAAUGAUGCUAUUCAAAACCUGGAUAAGAAGGUUGAUGUCAUUAAUGGAAAGGUUUCAAAAAUUCGUCGUUUUCGUGUGAAACCAUUACGGAAAAAUCAUAAGUUUGGAUAUUCAUACAAAAAGUAUUAUUACCUGCUUUCUAGAAAGGUCAAAUUGCAGAAAAUGAAGAAGAAGGAGCUUCCUUCUUCAUUCUCUUACCCUGAAAGUUAUAGCCCAACUAUACCGGUAAGAAGGCCGGAAAUUGAUUACGAUAGCAACUUUGUAGGAUCACCUUACCAGUCACAGGAGUCCCCGGAACACGAGUUGCAGUCAUUCCCUGCAGAGCUGGAGCCAGAGCUGGAGCAGGAGCUGGAGCCGAGCCUCAGCCAGAAUCUGUCGCCUCCCUCCCUCUUCUCUUCGCAUUCAUAUCCAUCGUAUUUCACACCCGAUGAGCCAGUGCAGGGCACCCCCACCGUGACCUGUUUUGGCAGCCCAGAGGCCCACAGCACCAGGAGUGUCGCCUCAUCUCCCCAAGCUUCCUCACCAGGAUCUGCAGCCAUGCUGGCCCAAGACGAACCCAGUCCAGUACAUAACCCUGAGAUGAUGGCUUACCCAACUUCACUGGAAAAUAAGAGCUUUGACCUUACUGCCUCAUCUCGCUGCAUGCCGGCUGGCAUUGCUACAAGUUCACCAGUUAGAGCUGACCCGGGUAUGCUAAAACACGGCUUCUCUGAUGACCCUUUAACCUGGUCUGUGGAUGAAGUGAUCCUGUUUCUGAAACAUAUAGAUCCACAGAUAUCAUGCUCCCUCGCCGACACCUUCAGGCAACACGACAUUGAUGGGAAAGCUCUUCUACUACUCAAGGGUGACAUAAUGAUGAAGUACAUGGGGUUGAAGCUGGGGACAACUGUGAAGUUGUGCCACUACAUCGAAAGGCUGAAAGAAAAAAGUGCUUCAACAAUUGAAAAAAUGUUUGCGUGGAUUUAGAUUGGACUUAAUUCUGGGGAGACCAGGGCCUUCUUACUGUAAAAUCAUUUUUCCGCCCUUAGAAGUUUGUGUUGUGUGGAAGGUUCCUCUAAAAAUAGGUUAUAUCCAGAAUUGCAGAACUAUGUUACAGUUCAGUCUACUUCUUUAGAAACCAUAUAAUGUGUUAGUAUUAGCAUAUCCAAACUGUUAGUUUGUUCUUUAUAUCUUUUUAUUAUUUUCAUUGUAUUGUUUACAAACAUACUUCAUGCGGGAAACCGAGAAACAGCUUUGAUUUUGGUGAAAACAGCUAAAUCCCAAAGAGAAAAUAUCAGGGACUGACAAGUUCUCUAAUGAAAUCCAUGAGAAGUUUUCCUUAGAAGGGAAUUUAAAGAUACAACUGUAGCUAUCAUCUCUUUCUCAAAUAUUUUAUGUCUGUCACUGCAAUGUUCUGUUCAUGUUCUACCAGUGUCCAGAAAGGGAAUAGCCAUAUAAAUUAUUUUCCUUUCUGUCAUUUCUCUGUAUGUUGUGUUUGUUCCUAUUUAAAGAAAAAAAAAGCAACCUUGUAAGCUUUCAUGAAGUGUUCUUACCAGUUUUUUAAUAAUUAUAAGAUAGAAUGGUCAUUUUAUGCAGGAGAUAUUAUACUACAGUGCAGUUUGGAUGGAGUCUGAUUUAUUCUUUUCAAUUAAAUACCUUUUUUAAAGUUUAGAACUUCCAUAAUUUUAAAACUUCCAUAUUUCGCUGAAACUUGGACAUUUAACUAGGCAUACAUUGCUCGCAUCUCUCUUCAAAGAUGCUUAUGUCCAAAUUUUUAAAAGAUAUAUAUUUUAUUGUCUGUGUUUAUUUCUCAUUUGGAUCUUGUUUCAUAUUUGCAUUUUAUUCUAUAUCUGAAGUAUACACACAAGUAAAUCUUUGUGAAUUUAAAAUGGCACUUUGCACUUCCACAGAGGUAAAGGUUAACUCUGUAUAUAGUGUGAUGUUUUUAUUGUAAAAAAUACGCACAUCAUUUGUCAUCACUAGUACCUCUCAGCUCACUCUUCAGGGUUUCCGUACAGGGAAGUUCUCUGUCUUGUGCAAUGUUUCUAGUUAAUUUUCUUUCUGAGCCAUUUAUCCUACUAAACUUUGGACGAUAUAUUAGUUCUGAUUUGUCAUUUUGGACUUUAUUUUAAAAAUUAGAACUUUCAAGCGAACAUUCAUUGUUAUUAUUUUGUUAUUUAUUACAUUGUUAUAUUGUAUAACAUUUGGUGUAAUGUUUAUAAGCUAUGAGAAUUGGUGCUAAUUGUAUUAGCCAUUUGUUACAAAUGCCAAUAAAAUGUUCACCAGGGUCAAGAAUGUACUUUUGUUUUUUUUUUUUUAGAAAAACAAGUGUACUUUACAAACAAAUGUAACUAUUUACUGGGCAUAUGUGGUUUAAAGAGUGGUUUCAUUUAUGUUAUUCCUUUUGUGUUGUAUGACAAGAUGCUAAUUUAAACUCGGUCUUCUCUCAAGUUGUUUGUGUGAAGAUUCUGUGCCCAGUUGAAGAGUCCUCAGGUAUUUGUAUGAAUAUUACAGUUUUACAGUUCUCAGAUUUUAAAAU
Molecule: messenger RNA, 3036 nt
Organism: Ceratotherium simum simum (southern white rhinoceros)
Lineage: Eukaryota; Metazoa; Chordata; Mammalia; Perissodactyla; Rhinocerotidae
Gene: SCML1
Product: Scm polycomb group protein like 1
Biological process (GO): negative regulation of DNA-templated transcription
Cellular component (GO): nucleus
Molecular function (GO): histone binding; chromatin binding
Source: RefSeq, a predicted model, not a curated record